GGUUCAGGAUUAUGCAUUUGGUCCUUGUUCACGACAGUGGAAGAGGGUCACUGGACCCGAAACAUUGACUCCGCUUUGUCUCCACGCCAGACCGGCUGGCUUUCCACAGCAAGUUGCAUUUUCGUUUCCGACUUUGUUUCGCGGAGGAAGUGGCACCGAUGGAUUUAGUGACGGACGGCUCCCAGGCCGACGAGAGCGGGAAGACUGGGGAGGAUGCAACGGGUAACUCAUUUCCCCACCCUUCCCUUUUCUAAUCUUCUUUUGGAAGUUUUUCGUUGUGUCAAGCCGCCAAAGUGGAGAGUGUGAUCGCAGAAGGGGUUGCUUCUCGUUUCAGUGCUUCUUCGGGCGGAGGAGGAGGUAGGGGUGCGCCUCAGCACUAUCCCAAGACUGCCAGCAACAGCACUAAACGAGAUGCCAACUCCUUGAAUGAGAAAGAACGACAAGAUGGAAUCUUCAGGAAAGUCAGAGGCAUUUUGAACAAGCUUACUCCAGAGAAGUUUGACAAGCUAUGCCUUGAGCUCCUCAAUGUGGGUGUAGACUGUAAACUGGUCCUAAAAGGGAUCAUUUUAUUGAUUGUAGACAAAGCCCUUGAAGAGCCCAAGUAUAGCUCACUGUAUGCUCAGUUAUGUCUGCGUCUAGCAGAGGAUGCUCCCAACUUUGAUGGCCCAACUCCAGAGGGUUUGCUGCAACACCACAAGCAAAGUACGACAUUCAGACGCCUUUUAAUUUCAAAGCUUCAAGAUGAAUUUGAAAACCGUACCAGAAAUGUCGAUAUCUAUGACAAGCAUGAUAGCCCCCUCUCAAAUGAAGAGGAAGAGCAACGGGCUAUUGCCAAGAUCAAAAUGCUGGGCAACAUCAAAUUCAUUGGAGAGCUUGGCAAACUUGAUCUUAUCCACGAAUCUAUCCUUCAUAAGUGCAUCAAAACACUUUUGGAAAAGAAGAAGAGAGUCCAACUUAAGGAUAUGGGGGAGGAUUUGGAGUGCCUCUGUCAGAUAAUGAGGACAGUAGGACCUAGACUAGACCAUGAGAAGGCCAAGUCUCUAAUGGAUCAGUACUUUGCCCGGAUGCGUUCCUUGAUGCAAAAUAAGGAAUUGCCAGCUAGGAUUCGUUUCCUGCUGCAGGAUACUGUGGAGUUGCGUGAGCACCGCUGGGUUCCUCGCAAGGCUUUUAUUGACAAUGGACCAAAGACGAUAAACCAGAUUCGUCAAGAUGCAGUAAAGGAUUUGGGAGUUUUCAUUCCACCAGCUAUGGCUCAAGGAAUGAGGAAUGACUUCUUUCUGGAGGGUCCUUUUAUACCACCAGGAAGGAAAUUUGACAGAGACCCACUUGGAGGGCUUGCUGAUAUGUUUGGACAAAUGCCAGGUAGUGGAAUUGGUACUGGUCCAGGCGUAAUUCAAGACAGAUUCUCUCCUACCAUGGGGCGUCAUCGUUCCAACCAACUUUUUAAUGGGCAUGGUGGGCAUGUACCUCCUCAGUCGCAGUUUGGGGAAAUGGGAAGCAAGUCUUUCCUUAAAUCUAAUCAGGGACAGAACCAGCAUUACCAUGGACAAAACCAGGGACACUCAUCCCAGCAACCAACACAAUCCAAGGGCAUGCCUCCUCGGUUCAUAAAGAAAGGACAGAUCAAUGCAGAUGAGAUCAGUUUGAGGCCUGCACAGUCGUUUUUACUGAAUAAAAAUCUAGUGCACAAGCUUCAACCACAAACACCGACUAUGAUUCCACCAAGUGCACAGCCUCCUCGAACUCAAACUCCACCCCUGGGGCAGCCCCCUCAACUAGGUCUCAAAACCAAUCCACCCUUGAUUCAGGAGAAGCCUGUGAAGAACAAGAAAGCACCUUCCAAAGAAGAAUUGAUGAAACUGACGGAAACUAUCUUAACCGAGUACCUGACGAAUCUUAACGUUAAAGAUGCUGUCAAUGGAGUGAAGGAGAUGAAGGCACCAAAGCCUUUUCUGCCAGAAAUGUUGAGCAAGAUGAUUGUGUACACUCUGGAUCGCUCUGACGAGGAUAAAGAACAAGCCAGUACUCUGAUAAAUGCACUCAGACAGGAGGGGCUUGUAACAGGUGAAAACUUCAUGCAAGCUUUCCUGAAUGUAUUGGAGCAGUGCCCCAAGCUGGAGGGGGAUAUCCCUCUGGUGAAAUCGUACUUGGCCCAGUUUGCAGCACGUGCCGUCAUCUCUGAACUUGUGACCCUCUUGGAGCUUGCCCAGCCCUUUGAGAAUGGAACCCACUUCCCCCUUUUCCUGCUUUGUCUACAGCAGCUUGCCAAAUUAAAGGAUCGAGAGUGGCUGACUGACCUCUUUCAACAGAGCAAGGUCAACAUGCAGAAGAUGCUGCCAGAGAUUGACCAAAAUAAGGAUCGCAUGUUGGAGAUUCUGGAGGGGAAAGGACUCAGUUUCUUAUUCCCACUACUAAAAUUGGAGAAAGAGUUGGCAGAACAGAUAAAGAAUGACCCAUCCCCUCAAGCCAUUUAUAAGUGGAUCAAGGAUAACAUUUCUCCCAAAUUGCAUACAGAUAAAGGAUUUGUCAAUAUUCUCCUAACCAGCUUCCUGCAGCACAUUUCAAAGAUGGCCCCUGCUGAAACUGGUGACCCAACAAGCGUUUCUUCCAAAGAAAUGUUGGAACUGGAGAAGCAACUACUCUUGUCCUUUAAGCCAGUAAUGCAGAAGUUCCUGCAUGACCACACUGAGCUGCAGGUUAGCGCCUUGUAUGCAUUGCAGGUGCACUGCUAUAAUCACAACUUCCCUAAAGGUAUGUUACUGCGCUUUUUUGUGAACUUUUAUGACAUGGAAAUAAUAGAAGAGGAAGCCUUCUUAGCAUGGAAAGAGGAUAUCAGCCAGGAAUUCCCAGGAAAAGGCAAAGCUUUAUUCCAGGUGAAUCAGUGGCUAACCUGGCUGGAAACUGCGGAAGAGGAGGAAUCUGAAGAAGAGGAAGGUGACUGAAAACCGGCCAAAGCCUUAAAAUAGUGCAAAUAUACUGUUGCUGUGAUGUAACUGCGUUCAUCCAACCACUGCAGAGAUUCAUUCCACUGUUUGCAGUAUUUAGCGCAGGAGCAUGUCCAUGGCUCAUUUCUUCUGCAUAACCUUAGUUUGUCUUAAGCGUAGUGUACCAUUGAAUCUUAAGAUUACAGUACCUUUUUAGGCAACUUCAUGACCUAAUGAAUAGCAUGCAAUAACUGAACCCUAAAUUUACUCAGUGCAAGCAGUAGUUACAAUGAAGACAAUGCUGUUGGCUGCUGUUCUACAUUGGUUGAUUUUUACAAACUGAAUAGCAACACCAAGACACUGUAGAAAUGCACUUUGCUCAGCAAAAUACUUGAGUCGUUGCAAUAUUUGAUUUUCUUCCCUUGGAUUGUUAAAAAACUUAAAUAAAUUGGAAACUGUAAUCAGUGGGUUGCAGCUGUAACAUUAAUUUGCCUAAAUUUCUACCUCCACUAUUGGGCUUUGUUUUAAGGUGUGUGUGCCAGGGUUAGCUAUGCUUAAAUCCCAUAGCCUGAACAUAGGCAUAAGUCCUUUAAUCUCUAGUUUACCUGCAUAAAGCUUCACUUGUGACAUGGUAAAAUGACAUUAAAGUGCUUGUAUAAGAUGGGGGAGGGAGAGAACUUCAAAGCUGAGAUUAAUGGAACUAACCUUUUUUCCUUUGGACCCCUUUUACGUGAUGGUAACAAAAUGAAGCCUACUUAAUUUAUCGAUUUGUGUUCACUACUUGUUCACUUGCCCUGAUUUUGUACAAGUAACUUGUAUCUAUAAUAAACAUUGUGAUACUUGA
Molecule: messenger RNA, 3768 nt
Organism: Rhincodon typus (whale shark)
Lineage: Eukaryota; Metazoa; Chordata; Chondrichthyes; Orectolobiformes; Rhincodontidae
Product: eukaryotic translation initiation factor 4 gamma 2
Exons: 22
Coding region: 843-2942 (699 amino acids)
Cellular component (GO): eukaryotic translation initiation factor 4F complex
Molecular function (GO): mRNA binding; translation initiation factor activity; protein binding
Source: RefSeq, a predicted model, not a curated record